This is a messenger RNA of Pantherophis guttatus, 1147 nucleotides long. RefSeq lists its product as uncharacterized. Gene Ontology annotation, molecular function: RNA polymerase II cis-regulatory region sequence-specific DNA binding; DNA-binding transcription factor activity, RNA polymerase II-specific. Gene Ontology annotation, cellular component: nucleus. The record is from RefSeq and is a predicted model, not a curated record. Gene Ontology annotation, biological process: regulation of transcription by RNA polymerase II; neuron differentiation; cell development. Lineage: Eukaryota; Metazoa; Chordata; Lepidosauria; Squamata; Colubridae.
GCUCCUUUAAAAGCCCAGGCUUCCUCUCCCAGCAGCCCAUCUGCCCUGCACCAUGGCCUCUGCAACGCCCCCACGGCUCUCUCUGGAGAUCAGGGACCUGGAGGGCUUCUGGAGCCCCUUGAGGGGGUGCCCGGCUGCCCUGCUGCCCCCGCUGCCCUGCCUGUAUCCUGCUCUGCCUGGCUAUGGCUGGUACCCGCCGGCCCCGGGCUCCAUCCCCCAGCCGGUGCCGGCCCCCUGUUGUGAGCUGCCCAGAGGGGUGCCCCUGCUGUGGCCGAUGCCCCCGCUGGGCAGGCCCCUCCUCUGUGCAGGCCCCCCGGAGGACCCACGCUGGGGCAAGACGGCCGUCUGGAGGGAGAGCACGGGGGCCCUCCGGGCGUGGCUGGGCCAGCAUCUCCAGAACCCCUACCCCAGCAAGGGAGAGAAGGUCCUGCUGGCUGUGCUGAGCCAACGGAGCCUGAGCCAGGUCUCCACCUGGUUUGCCAACGCCCGUCGGCGCCUCAAGAAGGAGAACCGGCUGCACAGUGGCUCUCGGCUGCUCACGGCUUCGGGAGAGGAAGAGGAGGAGGAGGAGGAGGGCAAGAAGGGGCAGGCUGGAGGCCAGUGGGCAGACCCCUGGCAAGGACCCAGACAAGACCCGGAUCCCCUCGCCUCUGUCGACCAGGCUGCAUCAGAGAGGGUCCCUCCUGAGCCCAGGCUGUGGAGCGUGGCCGAGCCAGCCACCCGCCUCCUGCCUGGGAAGCCUCCCCAGUGGGUGUGGGGCCUCCGUCCCCUGAGAACUCUCUCCUCCGGCCUCCGGGAAAACCCCAGCUGUGCACCCAGGGAGGGGAGGGGAGAUGGGCCACCCCCGGGCUCUGAGCCUUGGGGCCCUCCUGAAGAAUCAAGUGGAGCUGAAAGAGGCAUCACUCUGCCCUCUCCCGGUUGGUGCGCCCUGGAGAUGGACUACAAUCCCCAGGAUGCCCAGCUGGCCUGUCAGCUGGUCAUGCAGACUUGUGGCUCUGCACAUCUGGAGUGUACCAGGCUGGGGAAGGCCAGGGCCAGUAGGGGGGACUGUGCUGCAGGGGCCCUUCUCCAUGUGGGCAGCUCCAGAAUGGGCCAGAGUGCCAGGCAGAACAACCCUCUGGGACAGUGGCUGCCACUCGAGUGAGCU